Molecule: messenger RNA, 1765 nt
Organism: Callithrix jacchus (white-tufted-ear marmoset)
Lineage: Eukaryota; Metazoa; Chordata; Mammalia; Primates; Cebidae
Gene: CPQ
Product: carboxypeptidase Q
Biological process (GO): thyroid hormone generation; proteolysis; peptide catabolic process
Molecular function (GO): metallodipeptidase activity
Source: RefSeq, a predicted model, not a curated record
AUUAUCAUAACAAGAACACCAACUGGAAAAAAAUGGAGUUUCUUAUCUUCACAUAUUUUGGUGUUGUUCACCUUUUAUCCCUGUGCUCUGGCAAAUCUAUAUAUAAGAAUGGCAUCUCUAAGAGGACUUUUCAAGAAAUAAAAGAAGAAAUAGCUAGCUAUGGAGAUAUUGCUAAAGCAAUAAUCAACCUUGCUGUUUAUGGUAAAGCCCAGAACAGAUCCUAUGAGCGAUUGGCACUCCUGGUUGAUACUGUUGGACCUAGACUGAGUGGUUCCAAGAACCUAGAAAAAGCCAUUCAAAUUAUGUACCAAAACCUACAGCGAGAUGGGCUGGAGAAUGUUCACCUGGAGCCAGUGAGAAUACCCCACUGGGAGAGGGGAGAAGAAUCUGCUGUGAUGCUGGAGCCAAGAACUCAUAAGAUAGCCAUGCUUGGUCUUGGCAGCAGCAUUAGGACUCCUCCAGAAGGCAUUACAGCAGAAGUUCUGGUGGUGACCUCUUUCGAUGAACUGCAGAGAAGGGCCUCAGAAGCAAGAGGGAAGAUUGUUGUUUAUAACCAACCUUAUGUCAACUACUCGAAGACAGUGCAAUACCGAACACAGGGGGCAGUGGAAGCUGCCAAGGUGGGGGCUUUGGCAUCUCUCAUCCGAUCUGUGGCCUCCUUCUCCAUCUACAGUCCUCACACAGGUAUUCAGGAAUAUCAGGAUGGCGUGCCCAAGAUUCCAACAGCCUGUAUUACAGUGGAAGAUGCAGAAAUGAUGUCAAGAAUGGCUGCUCGUGGGAUCAAAAUUGUCAUUCAGCUAAAGAUGGUGGAAAAGACCUACCCAGAUGCUGAUUCCUUCAACACUGUAGCAGAGAUCACUGGGAGCAAAUAUCCAGAACAGGUUGUACUGGUCAGUGGACAUCUGGACAGCUGGGAUGUUGGACAGGGUGCCAUGGAUGAUGGUGGUGGAGUCUUUAUAUCAUGGGAAGCACUCUCACUUAUUAAAGAUCUUGGGCUGCGUCCAAAAAGGACUCUGCGGCUGGUGCUCUGGACUGCAGAAGAACAAGGUGGAAUUGGUGCCUUCCAGUAUUAUCAGUUACACAAGGUAAAUGUUUCCAACUACAGUUUGGUCAUGGAGUCUGAUGCGGGAACCUUCUUACCUACUGGACUGCAGUUCACUGGCAGUGAAAAGGCCAGGGCCAUCAUGGAGGAGGUCAUGAGCCUGCUGCAGCCCCUCAAUAUCACUCAGGUCCUGAGCCAUGGAGAAGGGACAGACAUCAACUUUUGGAUCCAAGCUGGAGUACCUGGAGCCAGUCUACUUGAUGACUUAUACAAGUAUUUCUUCUUCCAUCACUCCUAUGGAGACACCAUGACUGUCAUGGAUCCAAAGCAGAUGAAUGUUGCUGCUGCUGUUUGGGCUGUUGUCUCUUACGUUGUUGCAGACAUGGAAGAAAUGCUGCCUAGGUCCUAGAAACAGCAAGAAGGAAACAUUUUCAUGCUUCUGGCCAGGAAUCCUGGGUCUGCAACUUUGGAAAACACCUCUUCACAUAACAAUUUCAUCUAACUCAUCUCCAAAGCACAACUCUGUUUCAUGCUUUCUGUUAUUAUCUUUCUGAUACUUUUCAAAUUCUCUGAUUUUAGAAGAAGGAAUCAUUCUCCCCUGCCUGCCACCACAUAGAAUCAACAUAUGGUAAGGAUCACAGUGGGGGCAUUUCUUUAUAUCACCUCUUAAAAAUGUUAUUUCCACUUUAAAACUAAAAACUUAAUAAACUUUUUAAAGAUCUC